ACCCGAGAACUUCCUGUCUGAUGAGAGUAGCAUUUUGGUUUUUUUGUGUGUGACAGUGACUGUUUGAGCUAACUAGUUAGAAGUGAGCUUUCAAGAUGGGUUGUGAUGGUGGCACGAUUCCCAAAAGACACGAGUUGGUGAAAGGGCCCAAGAAAAUCGAGAAGGUUGAUAAAAAUGCUGAAUUGGCUGCCAAAUGGAAGUACUGUGCAUUGAGUCAAGAGAAACUUAGACGACCCAUCGUCUCCUGUGAACUGGAAGGUGAACUGUACAACAAAGAUGCUAUCAUUGAGUAUCUCCUGGAUAAGUCGGCUGAGAGACCUAAUGCUGAGGCUGUAGCACACAUCCGUGGGAUCAAGGAUAUAAAGGAGCUGAACUUGACUGAUAACCCUGAAUGGGAAGGAGAAAGAAGAAAUACAAAGGGAGACAGAUAUGAAGACAUUCAUUGUGGCAUGUUUAUUUGCCCUGUAGUUGGGUUGGAGAUGAAUGGCAAACACCGGUUCUGUUACCUCCAGACUUGUGGCUGUGUCUUUUCAGACAGGGCCCUGAAGGAAGUCAAGACAGAAAUCUGCCACAAGGUAGGAAUAUGUGAUUAG
This is a messenger RNA of Maylandia zebra (zebra mbuna), 593 nucleotides long. The record is from RefSeq and is a predicted model, not a curated record. NCBI's taxonomy places the organism in Eukaryota, Metazoa, Chordata, Actinopteri, Cichliformes, Cichlidae.